AUGUUGUGGGUCCCGUGGUGGCGUGUCGGGGCGCGGAUACGCGGCUUGCGCGGCGGGCUCCAGGCCCCCGCCGAAAGCGGUCGGCGGGGCGUGGUCUCCUGCAUCGAUCCUUCUACGGGACUAAACGAAGAGCAGAAAGAGUUCCAGAAAGUGGCCUUCAACUUUGCUGCCCGGGAGAUGGCGCCAAACAUGGCAGAGUGGGACCAGAAGGAGCUGUUCCCAGUGGAUGUGAUGCGGAAGGCAGCCCAGCUGGGCUUUGGGGGGAUUUACGUACGGACAGAUGUAGGAGGGUCUGGACUGUCACGGCUCGACACCUCUGUCAUCUUUGAAGCCUUGGCCACAGGCUGCACCAGCACCACAGCCUACAUAAGCAUCCACAACAUGUGUGCCUGGAUGAUUGAUACCUUUGGAAGUGAGGAACAGAGGCACAGGUUUUGCCCUCCACUCUGUACCAUGGAGAAGUUUGCUUCCUACUGCCUCACUGAACCAGGCAGUGGGAGUGAUGCCGCCUCCCUCUUGACCUCCGCCAAGCGACGAGGAGAUCAUUACGUGCUCAGUGGCUCCAAGGCCUUCAUCAGUGGUGGAGGUGAAGCAGACAUCUAUGUGGUCAUGUGCCGAACAGGAGGACCAGGCCCCAAAGGCAUCUCAUGCAUAGUUGUCGAGAAGGGCACCCCUGGCCUCAGCUUCGGCAAGAAGGAGAGAAAGGUGGGGUGGAACUCACAGCCGACCCGAGCGGUGAUCUUUGAAGACUGUGCUGUCCCCGUGGCCAACAGGAUCGGGGACGAGGGCCAGGGCUUCCUCAUUGCCAUGAGAGGACUGAACGGGGGGAGGAUCAAUGUCGCGUCCUGCUCUCUGGGCGCUGCUUACGCUUCGGUCAUCCUCACCCGAGACCACCUCAAGGUCCGGAAGCAGUUUGGAGAGCCCCUGGCCAGUAACCAGUACCUGCAGUUCAAACUGGCAGAUAUGGUGGCCAGGCUGGUGGCCUCACGGCUGAUGAUCCGCAACGCAGCUGUGGCUCUGCAGGAGGAGCGUGAGGAUGCAGUGGCCCUGUGCUCCAUGGCCAAGCUCUUCGCUACAGACGAAUGCUUUGCGAUCUGCAACCAGGCCCUGCAGAUGCACGGGGGCUACGGCUACCUGAAGGACUGCGCGGUCCAGCAGUACAUGCGGGACUCCAGGGUCCAUCAGAUCCUUGAAGGCAGCAAUGAAGUGAUGCGGAUACUGAUCUCAAGAAGCCUGCUGCAGGAGUAG
This is a messenger RNA of Lipotes vexillifer (Yangtze River dolphin), 1248 nucleotides long. RefSeq names its product acyl-CoA dehydrogenase family member 8 (gene ACAD8). Bases 1 to 1248 code for a protein of 415 amino acids. The record is from RefSeq and is a predicted model, not a curated record. Gene Ontology annotation, molecular function: acyl-CoA dehydrogenase activity; flavin adenine dinucleotide binding. Lineage: Eukaryota; Metazoa; Chordata; Mammalia; Artiodactyla; Lipotidae. Gene Ontology annotation, cellular component: mitochondrion. The transcript is spliced from 11 exons. Gene Ontology annotation, biological process: lipid metabolic process.